GCUUUUUCAGUGUUCUCACACUUUUGGCCACCCUCCCUCCAUCGCUUCCACGAUCACACCGCCCACUCGCGUCGUGCCUGCAACCGACUGUCCGAGUCGCGCUGCCGUCCAGAAGCUGCUCGAGCCGAGCCGCCUGCACCGGGGAGAGAAGUGAGCGGGCUGGAGGCUUCCGUUUGACGGGGCUGCUGACGCAAACGAUGCGGCUCUUUCUGUUGGCGGUGGUCGUCUGGUGCUCGUGCGCGCGGGCCGGCUGCGAGCCGAAAAUUGUCAACAUCGGAGCCGUCCUGAGCCAAAAGAGGUACGAGCAGGUCUUCAAAGAUGCGGUGACCCAAGCCAACCAAGUCUACGGACGGGACAAAUUUAAACUCACGGCCAUCUCCGUCACGCAUAAACCCAACGCCAUCCAGAUGGCUCUGUCUGUAUGUGAGGACCUCAUCUCCAGUCAGGUCUACGCCAUCCUGGUGAGUCACCCACCCCAGUCCAAUGACCACCUGACUCCGACACCUGUCUCCUACACUGCAGGCUUCUACCGCAUCCCUGUGGUGGGCCUCACCACUCGCAUGUCUAUUUAUUCAGACAAGAGUAUCCAUCUGUCCUUUCUGCGGACCGUCCCCCCCUACUCGCACCAAGCGCAUGUGUGGUUCGACCUGAUGCGCGAGUUCAACUGGAACCAUAUUAUCCUGAUUGUGAGCGAUGACCACGAGGGCCGAGCUGCUCAGAAGAGGCUGGAGACGCUCCUGGAGGAGAGAGAAACCAAGAAUAAAAAAAGGAACUAUGAAAACCUCGACCAACUGUCCUAUGACAACAAGCGAGGACCUAAGGCAGAGAAAGUCCUCCAGUUCAGCCAAGACACUAACUUAACGGCCCUACUGCUGGAGGCCAAAGAACUGGAGGCCCGAGUCAUCAUCCUUUCUGCCAGCGAGGAAGACGCCGCCGCCGUGUACAAGGCUGCCCGCUUCCUCAACAUGACAGGCUCAGGCUACGUGUGGCUGGUGGGCGAGCGGGAGAUGUCGGGUAAAGCGCUGAGCGAGGCGCCAGACGGUUUGAUCGGCCUGCAGCUCAUCAACGGGAAGAACGAGUCAGCUCAUAUCAAUGAUGCAGUGGCGGUGGUGGCCCAGUCCAUCCAGGAGCUCUUUGAGAAGGAAAAUAUUACCGAACCGCCAAGAGGAUGUGUGGGCAACACUAACAUCUGGAAAACGGGGCCGCUCUUCAAAAGGGUGCUCAUGUCGUCUAAAUACCCAGAGGGUCUCACAGGACGCGUGGAGUUCAAUGACGACGGAGACAGGAAGUACGCCCACUACAGCAUUCUCAACUACCAGAAGAGUCGCCUCAUUCAAGUGGGCAUUUAUAACGGGACACAGGUGGUAAUGAACAAUCAGCGGAAGAUUAUCUGGCCCGGUGGGGAGACUGAAAAACCGCAAGGCUUCCAGAUGUCGACUCGAUUAAAGAUAGUGACAAUACACCAGGAGCCAUUUGUAUAUGUGAAACCCACUAUGCCGGAUGGAACAUGCAAGGAGGAAAUUACAUUAAAUGGAGUCUUAAUUAAAAAGGUUAUCUGCACGGGGCCCAAUGAGACCAUCCCAGGUAACACAUCAGGACGCCCAAUUGUGCCGCAGUGUUGUUAUGGAUUCUGCAUUGAUCUCCUGAUCAAGCUGGCUAUGACCAUGAACUUUACUUACGAGGUCCAUCUGGUGGCUGAUGGGAAAUUUGGUACCCAGGAGCGGGUGAACAACAGUAACAAGAAAGAGUGGAAUGGCAUGAUGGGAGAGCUCCUGGGGGGCUUGGCUGACAUGAUCGUUGCCCCGCUGACUAUAAACAAUGAACGAGCCCAGUACAUUGAGUUCUCCAAACCCUUCAAAUAUCAAGGUCUGACCAUCCUCGUUAAAAAGGAAAUCCCUCGCAGUACACUGGACUCGUUCAUGCAGCCAUUUCAAAGUACUCUGUGGUUGCUGGUGGGUCUUUCGGUACAUGUGGUGGCGGUGAUGCUUUACCUACUAGACCGGUUCAGCCCGUUUGGAAGAUUUAAAGUAAAUAGCGAAGAAGAAGAGGAAGAUGCCCUCACCUUGUCAUCUGCCAUGUGGUUCUCCUGGGGAGUGUUACUGAACUCUGGAAUUGGAGAAGGUGCACCUCGCAGUUUCUCAGCGAGAAUCCUUGGUAUGGUGUGGGCUGGCUUUGCCAUGAUCAUUGUGGCUUCCUAUACUGCCAACUUGGCUGCUUUCCUAGUGCUGGACCGGCCUGAGGAGCGUAUCACCGGCAUCAAUGACCCAAGGCUCAGAAACCCAUCUGACAAGUUCAUCUAUGCCACGGUGAAGCAGAGCUCCGUGGACAUCUACUUCCGGCGGCAGGUGGAGCUUAGCACCAUGUACCGCCACAUGGAGAAGCACAACUAUGAGAGUGCCGCCGAGGCCAUCCAGGCAGUGCGUGACAACAAGCUGCAUGCUUUCAUCUGGGACUCUGCGGUGCUGGAGUUUGAAGCCUCGCAGAAGUGCGACCUGGUGACCACGGGAGAGCUGUUUUUCCGUUCGGGCUUUGGCAUAGGCAUGCGCAAGGACAGCCCCUGGAAACAGAAUGUGUCCCUGGCUAUUCUCAGUUCUCAUGAGAACGGCUUCAUGGAAGACCUAGAUAAAACCUGGGUGAGAUACCAGGAGUGUGACUCAAGGAGCAAUGCCCCAGCCACACUCACCUUUGAAAACAUGGCAGGGGUCUUCAUGCUUGUGGCUGGUGGCAUAGCAGCAGGGAUCUUCCUCAUCUUCAUUGAAAUAGCAUAUAAGCGCCAUAAAGACGCCCGCAGGAAGCAGAUGCAGCUCGCCUUUGCGGCCGUUAAUGUUUGGAGGAAGAACCUGCAGCCAUCUUCCUCUCUAGAGACUCAGGAUCAAUACCCACCCACUGACAUCACAGGGCAGCUCAACUUGUCUGAUCCGUCCGUCAGCACUGUGGUGUAGGGAGCGUGAGCACCCAACUUGCCCCAGCCGAAGGAGAGAGGGAACAAGAAGAGGAAGGCGACACGGGAGGCGAUCCAUCGCCCUCAUUCUUUCACCGCCAGCCAGCGGAGAUUGUCGACAAAUUGAAGACGUGGCUUAAACCACCCAAUUUGCAACCUUUCAACGUCUGGAUUACCUGACCAUACAGGUAGAUGUCUCGAGGGUCCCUGAGCAUGCACCGAGCCACCUCAAUCACAUAUAACCUUUCCCAUAUGCAUAUUACUUACUACCUGCGUAUUUUAUCUUACAUUUUUCGGACAUACUUCCUUACUUGUCGAUUAUUCCCAUUUCCUCACCUGCCUCCUCGCUUUCUGGUGACGUUUAGUUACAAUAAUGAAUAAGAGCGUUUUAAUGCCAGUACUGUAACAUAGCACUUCCAAGUAGAGCCUCUAAACCAUUGUAAUAUUUCGUUUUUAAUGGCACAGUCCUGCAAUAUAUGUCCUGUAAGCUUCCUUUAAUAUGUGCAUCUUUAAAAGGAAUUGUUUGUGUGACCUUACACAUUUGAAAAUAGUUUAGAUUUGAUUUAUUUCAUUGGGAAGCACUACUAAAGACCCUAAUGAUCAUGAUUAAUCAUGAAGGCAUGUGUGUGUUCGUAUACAGUAUGAUCUAUUUGUGUUUGAAUGUCACUGGUCAUGUAAUUACUUUUAUGAUGAUGGUUAUCAUUCAUAGUUCAUCUUUCCCUCUUUGGUUGUCCACCAAAAUGCCAAAUGCAUGUUUUCGAUUACCCUACGAAUUUCUUCAAUAAAUAUUAUUCACUUGAGCUUUAGUACAUUUUCUAGAAGACUGAAGCAUUUGUUUUGCUGUCCGAUGAAACUGCAAACUAAUAUUUUUAUGCUCUAAGCCAUGUUAUGUUUGGGGCUGCCCUCCGUCUUCCACUCUGCCGCUGCAGUCUCUCACUUUUCCGGUCUCGAAGGGGUUGCAUCAAAAGGCCAGGUUUUUCAGCCAACCAGCCCUCAAUCGUUGGUGAAAAACCUUCCUUGUGGCAGAGGUUGUUGCUGGGGAACUUUUUCACGAAGGAGCCUGAGUGGAUUUGAAGCAUUGCUACGCUCGCAAGCUUUGGUUGGCUGCAAAAACAGGCCUUUUCCCAGUUUCUGGAGCUGAGAAACAACUGCCUUCCUGGUGUGCAGCACCACAUAGCACUUUACGCUGAGAGGGCACUCCCAAACUGUUAUAAAAUACACUACAACAGGAUGGCCAUAAACUCACCUUUACUGUUCCUUUUUCUUUUGUGCGAUUCUGCAUUGUUAGACAGUAACUCAGUCUACAGAUUCAUUUUUAACAAAGUUGUAACAUUUUGCACAAUCACAUGGUGCCAAACAUGCAUUAGUCCACGACCUUUUAACAAUUUGCUCUGACCUGCAUGCUGACAUGUUAUUACCACUCCUACUGUCUCUUAUUUGUCUUAAUUGUUUUUUUUUCUUCUGACAUGUUGUCACUGUGGAUUUGAAUUGAGUGAUCCAGUUCAAUAGAAUGAAAUGUUAUAGAGUUUGGUUUAGUGUCGACGGGGAUGGGGAUACUGUAUUGAGUGUUUGUGUUAUGACUGCUGCUGAGAAUGUCUUUUACUACUUUUCUUAUUUGUUCACUCACACACACACACAAACACACACAUUGUUAUACAGGCCUGCACACACACAAACACACACACACUUAAUAUAGAGUAUAAAACCCUUGAUUUCUUUAUUCAUUGAACCGUUUUGUUAAUAGAACUGUAAAUAAAACAUAACUUCAAGUCCCAAAA
Phycodurus eques (leafy seadragon) is the source of this 4719-nucleotide messenger RNA. It is a transcript of the gene grin1a, whose product is annotated as glutamate receptor, ionotropic, N-methyl D-aspartate 1a. NCBI's taxonomy places the organism in Eukaryota, Metazoa, Chordata, Actinopteri, Syngnathiformes, Syngnathidae. Bases 198 to 2942 code for a protein of 914 amino acids. Gene Ontology annotation, molecular function: NMDA glutamate receptor activity. Gene Ontology annotation, cellular component: synapse; NMDA selective glutamate receptor complex; neuron projection. The record is from RefSeq and is a predicted model, not a curated record. The transcript is spliced from 21 exons. Gene Ontology annotation, biological process: ionotropic glutamate receptor signaling pathway; regulation of membrane potential; monoatomic ion transport.